CUCCGCAAGGUAGAGACCGGCCAAUUCUUUGAGAUCGCCGUCGACGGCGAGCGCUGCCUCCUCCAGACGCGGUGGGGCCGCAGCACGGCGACGCCGGUCUCGGCCGAGAAGCGCUUUGACUCGGAGGCGGCCGCACGCGAGGCGGCGGUGAAGAAGCGCACCGAGAAGCUCGCCGAUGGCUUCGUCGAAGUUGACUGUGAGGUCAAGACUCCUGCCACAAAGAAGCAGCGCACGGGCGGCCCCUCCGGAGAGGCGCCGCCGACUGCAGCACCGCUGCCAACGACAUGGAUCUACAUGCACAACCCCGAAAAGAACAAGUGGGCGCUGGAACGCACAGCCCAUCCUCCCCGCCGAUGCGCUACGCCGACAGGCUGGCUCCCACGUCUCAAAAUUUCACCUUGUGCGCCCGCAGGUGGUACGACCUCGAGUGCUCGGGACUCUCCGUCAAGAUUCACUUCGGAGGCUGCGCCAAGGGGAAGGGGUCGUGCCACCCAAAGGUGUUUGGCGACGCGGCCGAGGCGACUGGCUACGCGCGGGGCAAGGUCAACGCGCAGGGCAAGAAGGGCUUCGCUGUGGUGGAGGCGAGCAAGCGGCCGGCCGCGUGAAGUGAGGUCCCGGCGCUGUUGCUUGCUGCCGUGUAGCGAAAUGCGAAGAGGGUGAGGCCGCGCGUCGGCCGUCAGGCUCCUGCACUGAGCGAUGGUGACCGCGCCAGGUACUGAGCGGCACCGAGCCGCCGUCCUCGUCGCUGUCGAGAAAAGUCGUGAUGUAUAGUCCGCAGACCGGCC
Messenger RNA from Emiliania huxleyi CCMP1516, 785 nucleotides. RefSeq lists its product as hypothetical. The coding region runs from base 354 to 605 and encodes 83 amino acids. NCBI's taxonomy places the organism in Eukaryota, Haptophyta, Isochrysidales, Noelaerhabdaceae. The record is from RefSeq and is a predicted model, not a curated record. The transcript has a single exon.